This is a messenger RNA of Agrilus planipennis (emerald ash borer), 3616 nucleotides long. RefSeq names its product DNA-directed RNA polymerase III subunit RPC2 (gene RpIII128). Gene Ontology annotation, cellular component: RNA polymerase III complex. Gene Ontology annotation, molecular function: DNA-directed RNA polymerase activity; ribonucleoside binding; DNA binding. The coding region runs from base 213 to 3437 and encodes 1074 amino acids. The transcript is spliced from 5 exons. The record is from RefSeq and is a predicted model, not a curated record. NCBI's taxonomy places the organism in Eukaryota, Metazoa, Arthropoda, Insecta, Coleoptera, Buprestidae. Gene Ontology annotation, biological process: DNA-templated transcription.
CAUUAACCUAUACUGUUAGCCUAAUAUAACAAUUAAAAACCGUUGUUUAUCUUUAAAGAAUUCUUUAAAAUUUUUUCCGAUCAAAAUAGAAGAAAUAUUAAUUGCUAAUCUUUCUGCAUUUGAUGCAGAUUGUUCCAAUGUAGUGAUAGUACGAUUUUUUAAUCUCUUCUAAGAUUCAUUCUGAUGGUAAUCUGUUUAUUUUAUUAAAAGUUAUGGGUGAAUAUUUAGAUUCAAUGAAAGGUAAAUCAUUAUCCACGGUAUUUGGAGAUCCUUCGCAAUAUCGCUUACCGAUUAAAGAGGUUGAAGAAAAGUGGAAAUUGGUUCCUGCAUUUUUAAAAAUCAAAGGCCUUGUGAAGCAACAUAUUGAUUCAUUUAAUUAUUUUAUCAAUGUAGAAAUCAAAAAAAUAGUUGAGGCCAAUUCUAAAGUAACUUGUGAUGCUGAUCCUCUAUUCUAUCUUAAAUAUACUAAUGUUUAUGUUGGAACUCCAGAUGUAGAUGAAGGUUUUAAUAUAAGUAAACAAACAACUCCUCAUGAAUGUAGAUUGCGAGAUCUUACCUAUUCUGCACCAAUAACAGUUGAUAUUGAAUACACGAGGGAAAAUCAACGAGUUGCAAAAACGGGAAUGUUAAUUGGUAGAAUGCCUAUUAUGUUGCGUUCGUCAAAUUGUGUUUUGAGCAAUAAAUCAGAAUUUGAGCUCGCUAAGAUGAAUGAAUGUCCAUUAGAUCCUGGUGGAUAUUUUGUUGUUAAAGGGCAAGAAAAAGUUAUAUUAAUUCAAGAACAAUUAUCUAAAAAUAGAAUGAUUGUUGAAGAGGGCAAAUUUGGAAUCCAGUGUACUGUUACUAGUUCAACACAUGAAAAGAAAUCUCGAACUAUAGUGUUUGUAAAAGGAAAUAAGUAUUAUCUCCAACACAAUGCUUUCAAUGAAAUUAUUCCAAUUUCUAUAAUUUUUAAAGCAAUGGGAGUUACAAGUGAUCAGGAAAUUUGCCAACUUAUUGGUGUUUCAAACAUGGAAAAAUUUAUGUCUACCUUAGAAGAAUGCCAUAAUUUGGAUAUAUUUACUCAAACUGCAGCUUUGAAACAUUUGGGAUCUAAGCUAGUUGCAAAGCGUUUUGUUACUGCAGCCAGUAAGGUUAAAACACCUGUUGAUGAAGCAAGAGAUUUGUUGGCUACAACAGUUUUAGCUCAUGUUCCAGUAGAAGAGUUUAAUUUUCGAACAAAAUCGAUCUAUAUGGCAUUAAUGAUUCGCAGAGUUAUGGAUGCUGAAGUAAACAAAAAACUCCUUGAUGAUCGUGAUUAUUACGGAAACUGGACUAUUAAACGUUUCCGAAUGGAACGGUUAGGGGUGACACAAGUUCUCUCAAGGCUCAGCUACAUUUCUGCUCUUGGUAUGAUGACAAGAGUAAAUUCGCAGUUUGAAAAAACACGAAAAGUUUCUGGACCUCGUUCUCUUCAACCGAGUCAAUGGGGAAUGUUAUGCCCAAGUGAUACUCCUGAAGGAGAAGCAUGUGGUUUGGUAAAAAAUUUGGCUCUAAUGACGCACAUUACUACCGAAGUAGACGAAUAUCCCGUUGUACGUAUGGCUAUUAAUUCUGGAGUUUUAGACAUUAAUACAGUAGGCACUGAAGUCCUAAGUUCUUCAAAGAUAUACUUAGUAUUUUUGAAUGGUAAUAUAUUGGGUGUUAUCAGGAAUUACAAACGUUUAAUUCAAGCUGUAAGAUUGAUGAGGAGGAAAGGAAAAAUUUCUCAAUUUAUCUCAGUUUAUCCAAAUCAUCAGCAAAAAUGUAUUUAUAUUAGUUCUGAUGGAGGCCGGUUAUGCCGUCCUUAUAUAAUUGUAGAAGAUGGAAUUCCUUUGGUUACAGAAGAUCACAUCAAUAAGUUGGAAAAAGGAAUUGGAAUGAGAACUUUUGAUGAUUUUUUACAUAUGGGGCUAAUAGAAUUUCUGGACGUGAAUGAAGAAAAUGAUAGUUUAAUUGCGUGUUAUGAAAGAGACAUAACUCUCCAGACAACUCAUUUAGAAAUAGCAACAUUCACUAUAUUAGGCGUUUGCGCGGGUUUGAUUCCAUAUCCUCACCACAAUCAAUCACCCCGUAAUACAUAUCAAUGCGCCAUGGGUAAACAAGCCAUGGGUUCAAUAGGUUAUAAUCAGAAAAAUCGCAUGGACACUCUUCUUUAUAAUCUGGUUUAUCCCCAAGCUCCUAUGGUGAAAACUAAAUCGAUUGAAUUGACACAUUUUGAUAAAUUGCCUGCAGGUCAAAAUGGUACUAUUGCUGUUAUGAGUUACAGUGGGUAUGACAUUGAAGAUGCCUUGAUUAUUAACAAAGCCUCCAUAGAUAGGGGUUUCGGAAGAUGUUUAGUGUAUAAGAAUACAAAAUGUGUGAUGAAACGAUAUGCCAAUCAAACAUUUGAUAGAGUACAGGGGCCCGUUAUUGAUACUAUGACAAAUAAGCCUAUUUGGAAACAUCAAGUAUUAGAUAAUGAUGGGAUAGUAGCUCCUGGAGAACUUGUAGAAAACAGGCAAAUAUUAAUAAACAAGUCGAUGCCUAUCACUUCAUCAGUUCCUGGUAAUACUACAAAUAAAGUGGAAUACAAAGAAACUCCAGUGGCUUAUCGUAAUGUCGAACCUAGUUACAUAGAGCGCGUGUUAGUUUCUACAAAUGAAGAAGAUGCAGGUCUUAUCAAAGUUUUGCUUCGACAAACUCGUCGCCCCGAAAUUGGUGAUAAGUUUAGUUCUCGGCAUGGUCAAAAAGGUGUUAUAGGAUUGGUUGUUGAACAACAAGACAUGCCUUUUAAUGAAUAUGGAAUUUGUCCAGAUAUUAUUAUGAAUCCUCAUGGUUAUCCAUCGCGGAUGACGGUGGGAAAAUUAAUAGAACUCCUUGCAGGAAAAGCAGGAUUAAUGGAGGGAAAAUUUCAUUAUGGUACUGCUUUUGAAGGUUCGAAAGUUUCCGAUGUCAGCGAGGAAUUAAUUCGACAUGGAUUUAAUUAUCAAGGUAAAGACGUCUUUUAUUCUGGAAUAACUGGAGAAGCUAUGGAAGCCUAUAUUUACUCAGGACCUAUUUAUUAUCAAAAACUGAAGCAUAUGGUGCAAGAUAAAAUGCAUGCUAGGGGAAGAGGUCCUAGAGCUGUAUUGACACGACAACCCACUGAAGGUAGAAGUAGAGAUGGAGGUUUACGAUUGGGUGAAAUGGAACGUGACUGUUUAAUAGGUUAUGGUGCAAGCAUGAUGCUAGUAGAGCGUUUAAUGGUAUCAAGUGACCAAUGUGAAGUAGAUGUGUGUAACAAAUGUGGAAGACUGGGAUAUUGUGGAUGGUGUAAUAGUUGUAAAAGUUCUGGACAAGUUUCCAAAAUAACUAUGCCAUAUGCCUGUAAAUUAUUACUGACUGAAAUGCAAUCAAUGAAUAUUAGUUGUCGGUUAACUUUAACUCAUUAUUGCCAGUGACUGUUUUAACAUAAAUAUAUUUUUUGUUGUAAUAAUUCAGCAAUAAGUAUUUAGAUUGAAGUGAAAAUUAUUUCACAUUGUUUAUUUCAUUAAACAGUUUUGUUAAUAAAUGGACUAUAAAUGAAACAAGUUUAAAUAUAGGACCUUCGCUCAGAGAGGGGCGGGUGGUGUUGACAGGU